AUGGGAGCAGCUGGUGGCGGAUUCUCCCUGGAUGCGUUUAAGCGCGUUCCCCCCGCAGCUCGAGGGCCAUACAUCUGGCUUGCGGUCAUCUGGGCGUCCUACUGCGGUGGGUUGCAUGGCUUCAAUACGGCCAACAUAUCCGGAGCGAUGCAGAUGAAGCAAUGGGAUGAAGACUUUGGAUGGAAGCACCUUGCCAGUACGACCGUAUCUAAUUAUGAAGGAUGGGUGGUAUCCUCGAUGCUUUUGGUACGUGGCCAAACAGUCGGAGUGUUCUUCGCAGGUCCGCUGGGGGACCGACGAGGGCGAAAGUCGGUCAUCCUCGCUGCAGCCAUCUGCUAUACCAUCGGGGCUAUUCUGAUGGCCGCCAACCUGGGCUCUUUUGCCGAGCUGCUCGUCGGGCGUGUCCUGUCUGGGCUAGGAUCUGGACUGGGCAUGUCUGCCGGGCCCAUAUAUAUCUCGGAGGUAGCGCCUCUGGAGCUGCGGGGAAUGAUGACCACCUUCUACAAUGUGAAUAUAAUGGGCGGCGUGACGGGCAGCUACUGGAUCAACUACGCAUCGCUGGAAGUCAUUCCCAGCACCUCCAGCUGGCAAUGGCGCACCACUCUGGUGCUGCAAUCCAUCCCUGCCCUCAUUCUCCUGCUCGGAUUCCCCUUCUUCCCAGAGAGCCCCCGCUACCUGAUGAUGCGCGGUCGCGUUGAGGCAGCACAUCGCAGUCUGUCCCGGCUGCGUGGUGACAUGGAUGAGAGCACUGAAUACUUUGCGCGUGAAUACACCGAGCUCUGCAGCAAGCUGGACACGACGUCCGAAUCUGCAGUGCAAGCCUUCCUCACUCUGCUGCGCGAAUGCAUCCACCACGCUCCAACACGCAAAGUGCUUCUUUUCGUUACCCUCAUCCAGACCUUUUUCAUCAUGUCAGGAGGCAACAGCAUCACGUACUACGCGCCGGACAUUCUCAACUCGAUCGGACUGACCCAGACGCAAGUACUCCUCUUCACCGCCAUCUACGGCCUGAUCAAGUUCGUAUCCGUGUUGUUCUACGCCUUCUUCCUGACCGACCGCUACGGCCGUCGGCCUCUAUUGCUCCUCGGCUCCACCAUAAACGUACUUUGCCUCCUGUACCUCACCUGCUACCUCGCUCUCAGCCCCCCGUCCUCCUCCUCCACCGGCCUCUCGGCAGCCUCCUGGGUCAGCAUCGUCGCCAUCUGCAUCUACGCCAUCGGAUACGGCUUCGGCUGGGCGCCAGCGUUUUCACUAACUGCAUCGGAGAUCUGCCCGACCCGGAUCCGCGGCACAGUAGUAACCCUGGCGUUCACGUACCAGAACUUGCUAAACUUCGGAAUUACGCGCGCGUUCCCGAACAUGACGGAUAGUAUGCACACCUGGGGUCCAUUUGCCCUGUUCACGGCAUUCACCACAGUGGGGACGCUGUGGGUAGCGGCUGCGUUUCCCGAAUGCAAGGGCAAGAGCAUGGAGGGGAUGGAGGAGGUGUUUACGAGGCCGUGGUGGCGGGUGGGAUGGGAUCUCCCUAUCCAUAAGGAGAGAAGCGGCCGGUCGGAGGAAACAGAGGUUGAGAAAGGAACCAGUACGCAUGCGGAGAUAGUAUGA
Molecule: messenger RNA, 1605 nt
Organism: Aspergillus ibericus CBS 121593
Lineage: Eukaryota; Fungi; Ascomycota; Eurotiomycetes; Eurotiales; Aspergillaceae
Product: sugar porter family MFS transporter
Exons: 2
Coding region: 1-1605 (534 amino acids)
Biological process (GO): transmembrane transport; carbohydrate transport
Cellular component (GO): membrane
Molecular function (GO): carbohydrate:proton symporter activity
Source: RefSeq, a predicted model, not a curated record